Molecule: messenger RNA, 1253 nt
Organism: Amaranthus tricolor (Joseph's coat)
Lineage: Eukaryota; Viridiplantae; Streptophyta; Magnoliopsida; Caryophyllales; Amaranthaceae
Product: auxin-responsive protein IAA1-like
Exons: 2
Coding region: 233-694 (153 amino acids)
Biological process (GO): regulation of DNA-templated transcription
Cellular component (GO): nucleus
Molecular function (GO): protein binding
Source: RefSeq, a predicted model, not a curated record
UAGUUGAGAGACAUGCAACUAAUGACAUGAUAAGCUUUGUCUUCCAAUCACAUUCCAAAGUACACCACACGAACUCUUAGUAGACCCACUUUCAUAAUUCAUUCAUUUCCUACUCUCUAUAUAUCCGAUACUUUCAUAUGCAUCUCUCAUUCAUUUUCAAAGUUCAUUAUCACACUUAAGUAUAUCUACAAUUAGCAUUUUUGGAUUCCACAAAAUUUUAUCAUUUUUAAGUAUGGCAAGUAGCAACGAAUUCUCGAGUUUUCAUGAAGAUACGGAGUUGAGAUUAGGCUUACCGGGAACCAAUCAAAAGAAAAGAUCUUUUUCUGAGAGUAAUGACCAGUCAACUUCUUGUGUUGAAGCGCCAAAAAAGGUACAAGCAAUUGGAUGGCCUCCGAUUAAAUCUUAUAGGAAAAACAACAUUGAAGCAACAAAGUACAAAAAAGUUAGCGUGGAUGGAGCUCCUUAUCUUAGAAAAAUUGACCUAAAACAAUAUAAGGAUUACAAUGAUCUUUUAUGUGCUUUAGAGGAAAUGUUUAAAUUUAAAGCAUUUAGCAAUGGAUCUAGAUCUGAGUAUAAACCAACUUAUGAAGACAAAGAUGGAGAUUGGAUGUUGCUUGGUGAUGUUCCAUGGGAUAUGUUCAUUGCUUCUUGCAAUCGUAUUAGAUUGAUCAAAGAGUCUGAAACUAAGGACUAGUUUCAAUUCAAGCUUGAGAACAAGAUCUAUCUCUAUAUGUGUGCAGAACCAACUCUAACAAGUUUAAGGAUCCGAACAAGAUCUAAAUUACUUACAGAAGAUCAGAUUCAAGGGAGAAUCCAAAAUACCUAGCACAGGGUGAGCCUAAUACUCAUCUCUAUAUGUUUACAGAAUCAACUCGACUAGAUUCUCCUGUGGGUUAAGUACAUCCAUAAAUUUUCCAAUGCGUUCUAUUGGAAGAAAUGAGAUGAUCAGAGUUGUUAAGCAUCAUAUGUUGACAUCCUUACAGUCUAGUUAUGUAUUGGUCCCUUUAUAGGGAUGAAAUUAAGGGCAAAGCUAGGAUUUUUCUCGAUUGAGUGUUCGUAAAAAUUAUAUAGUCGAUAAUAUGCUUUGAUGAUAUGUUCGAUUUUGUAUUAGUAAUAUAGUUGAGCUACACUCUAGAAAGUAUAAAAAAAUUUAUCACUGUACAUAAUCUAUUUGUCUAGACGACAUAUACCUAAUAUAAUGUAAUACUUUUUGAAUAAUUAUCAAUCUUUUUUUCCACCGAUAAAUAAAUAAA